Messenger RNA from Porites lobata, 552 nucleotides. The record is from the annotation of a GenBank genome assembly. Lineage: Eukaryota; Metazoa; Cnidaria; Anthozoa; Scleractinia; Poritidae.
AUGCUAAUUUGUGGCAAUUCAGGGUCGGGUAAAACAAAUCUACUUUACCACAUCCUUAUGAAACCAUUAGUCUACUAUGAUCAGAUCCAUUUAUACGGUAAGAACUUGGAACAGGAAAAGUAUCGACACAUGAUAGAAAAAAUGAAUGACAUUAGUAGCCAGGUUGGAUAUGACAUAAUGCAUUGCAAUAAUGAUGACAUCAAACCUGUAAAUAGUCUGGAGAGCGAUGCCCAGAAAAUUGUAAUAUUUGAUGACUUCAUUUGUGAUAAAAACCAAAAGCUGCUUAUCGAUUAUUUCAUUCAAGGCCGUCAUAAGAACUGCAGUGUUAUUUACCUUUCGCAAUCAUUUUAUAAAACUCCAAAAGAUAUCAGACUAAACUACAGUCAUUAUGUUAUUUAUGAUUUCCCGAGCAGUAAUGAGAGAAAUAUGAUCUCUAGAGAGCUGAAUGUGACAAAGGAUCAAUAUAUUAAAGCAACAAAACAACCAUACUCAUUCCUGUAUGUUGACAAACCAAUGAAGACUGUCAAAAGAAACUUUUUUGGGAAUAUAUAA